CCCGCCGCGUCAAAGGCCGUACACAGCAAACGGACAAAGACCGCAUCAAGUGGUGACAAGAUGGCUUCAUCAGCGGUGGCGAGGGCAGGCGGACUCCUGCUGUUCCUUUUCUCCCUUUCGUCCGCGCAAAUCCGAGGAGACAGCAUUGCGACCUGCAGCAUGAACGAUGGAUUUGGAAAGUACUGUCCCACCACAUGCGGGGUGGCCGACUAUAUGCAGAGGUACACGUCCAGGAUGGACAAGGAGCUGGACUCCAUGCUGAGGGAUCUGGAGUCCGUCGCUAACUUGACGCAGACGGUUGAAGAAAAGGUGGUGGACAUGAAGGACAGCGUCAAUCUGGGCCACAAGACUCUCCAGCCUGAGGUUCACUUCAAAAAGGCGUCAAGUAUGCUGGAUGACUUAAUUCACUUUGAGAAGACAGUCAUUACGCAAGAGCAGCAAAUAUUUGAACUGGAAGGCAUCAUAGCCGCCAACGACAGGAGGAUGGCCGACUUGAAAACGCUCUCCCUCCAGCUGCAGCAGACGUGCGGCAAACCCUGCAUUGACACCGUGACGAUCCAGGACCUCACAGGAACAGAUUGCCAGGAUAUCGCUAACAAAGGCGCCACCACCAGCGGCCUUUACUACAUCAAACCGGCCAAAGCUACCGAGCAGUUCCUGGUCUACUGUGAGAUUGACGGCUUCCGACGAGGCUUCACCGUCAUACAGCGGAGGCGGGACGGUAGCCUAGACUUCAACAAGAACUGGGUCCAGUACAAGGAGGGCUUCGGAUACCUCUCGCCGGACGAUACCACCGAGUUCUGGUUGGGCAACGAGAAGAUUCACCAGCUGACCAUCGGCUCCAACAUCCCAACCGUGCUGAGGAUAGAGCUGGUCGACUGGCAAGGCAACAAAAGGCACGCCGACUACGCCAUGGUUCGAAUCGGGGCGGAGGCCGACAUGUACCGUCUGCAGUAUGGCUACUACAUGGGCGGCGACGCCGGCGACGCGUUCGACGGCUUCGACUUCGGCGACGACCCCAGCGACAAGUUCUUCACGUCGCACAACGGCAUGCAGUUCAGCACCUUCGACAAGGACAAUGACAAAUACAACGGAAACUGCGCCCAGCAGGACGGCUCGGGCUGGUGGAUGAACAAGUGCCACGCUGCCCACCUCAACGGCAAAUACUACCAGGGUGGGCGGUACACGGAGAAGGACGCCGGCGAGUACGGCUUCGACAAUGGCAUCAUUUGGGUCACGUGGCACGACCGCUGGUACUCCCUGAAGGAAACCACCAUGAAGCUCAUUCCCGUAACGCACAUCGCAGCGGGCGGCGGCGGACAGCAGUCGGGGGUGAAGCAGUUUGGGGUGGUUCCUUAAAAAAUAGAUAAAUAAAGGAAGAGUCUUGUCUUGUUCACUGUUAAUAAAUGUUUUCUUUUUUUUCCCAAA
Molecule: messenger RNA, 1428 nt
Organism: Doryrhamphus excisus (bluestripe pipefish)
Lineage: Eukaryota; Metazoa; Chordata; Actinopteri; Syngnathiformes; Syngnathidae
Gene: fgg
Product: fibrinogen gamma chain
Biological process (GO): platelet aggregation; blood coagulation; platelet activation
Cellular component (GO): fibrinogen complex
Molecular function (GO): extracellular matrix structural constituent; signaling receptor binding; protein-macromolecule adaptor activity
Source: RefSeq, a predicted model, not a curated record